This is a messenger RNA of Silurus meridionalis, 2732 nucleotides long. RefSeq names its product nurim (gene nrm). Gene Ontology annotation, cellular component: nuclear membrane. NCBI's taxonomy places the organism in Eukaryota, Metazoa, Chordata, Actinopteri, Siluriformes, Siluridae. Bases 115 to 1011 code for a protein of 298 amino acids. The transcript is spliced from 4 exons. The record is from RefSeq and is a predicted model, not a curated record.
CCAGUGCUGCCAAUAGCUGCCUCGUGUCUCCACGCGCGCCCUGUGUAGUGUAUAAGUGGCAGCACUGUGCAGCCUUGGUAGUGCACUUCAUGUGGAAUAGGGAGGUGGUUUGGGAUGAAACCUGUUGGUUAUACGGAAAUAAAUAUAAAUAGAGACACCAUGGCGCUGCUGACGGUUCGGAACGUGACGCUGUGCGUUGUGUCUUUAGCGAACUUCGUAUUUGUGUUCGGUACCGCGGCGGAGUUCGUGCGCUUCGUUUCCUUCCGGCCGGUUUAUCACAACAUCACCGGAGGCGCGGCCCUGUGCGACGAUGCGGCGUGGUGGUCCGUGGCCCUGCGUGACCCCGCCGUGUUGAAGUGUUUAGCCGUGGAUGUGUUCCUGUUGGUGGUGUUCAGUUUGCAGCACAGCCUGCUGGCCUGGACUCCCGUUAAACGUGUGUGUCAAUCUGCAUUAGGGGUGUUAAACCGAGCCAUGUACUGCUUCACUACUGCACUCGCACUGCAGCUGUUGAUGCGUUACUGGCAGCCGGUCACCAGUGCCCCCUGUCUGUGGUCAGUGCAGAGUACACCAUGGAAUAUUUGGUUCCCGCUCAUUUGUUUCACCGUACACUUUCUGUGCUGGGCCAUGAUCUGCAGCAUCCUGCUUAUAUUCGAUUAUGCAGAGCUGUUGGGGCUCAAGCAGGUGUAUUAUGAGUGUUUAGGCCUGGGGGACCCGCUCUCCCUGAAGUCGCCCCGUGCCCAGCGUCUGUAUGCCCACCUUCGCCACCCCGUGUGUGUGGAGCUGCUGCUGGUGCUCUGGUUUUUGCCCACUCUCUCGGUGGACAGGUGUGUGUUAGCAGCAUACCUGACGCUUUACCUGGCCCUGGCCCACUCUCUGGAUGUGGAGGACUGCGCGUACCUGAGCUCUCAGCUCCACAACAAGCUGCACUUGUUCUCCACAUCUGCAGGGGGCGACACCCACACACACAGCAACAACAACAACAACAAGAAUGAUGAUCACAAAUUAGAUUAACUUCAUCCACCUGUGUCCCAGUGCUGCACUUAACACACUCUCAUCCACUUCCUCUGUAAUGGCCCAUGAGCUCUGAGAUGGACAAGAGGACGUGGAUAAGUGUGUGUUAAAAACAGUGUUGGAACACACGGUUUUCUGCACACACACAAACACACGUGUUUUAUAUUCAUAUCAAUAAGGUAUAGGAAGAUAAAUGGAUUGAAUGUUGGAGGGAUAGAAAACAGCUGUUUAUACAUAUAUUUUUAUUGGUCAUUUUGGUACUUUUUAUAUAAAAUAGUAUUAUAGAUUACAAUGAGGUACUUACAAAAAGAGACCUCUUACAACCCCAGAGACUAAUUCAAUCCAAUUCAAUUUAAUUCAAUUAUGUUUAAUUUUUAGAGCGCUUUUAACAGUGGCCAUUUUCCAGAAGCAGCUUAACAGAGAUAAAGAGGUUAAAAAGUUGAAAUGUAGAGUUGAAAUGUAGAGUUAGAGUUUGUUCCUUAUAGGUUUAUCCAGAUCAUCUAAAGCAACCAAAACAUGGAUUAAUCGAGCAGGAUUGAGUUAUCUGAGCUGCAUCUGAACUUAAAACCAAAUGAUUCUUUUUUAUUUGAAAGAUGUUCUGACUUGUGGACCCUACCGAAAUAGCUGAGUGGUCAAAUCAUGGGCACUUUUUUAAUUAGAAGACUGCAAAUGUUAAGAAAAACUUUAAACUCUGCUGGACUCAUGAUGGAUUUGUAAUCCAGCUAAUGUCAGUUAUCAGUUAAUAAAGAAAUCUAACUGUCUAAAGCAAACUUUAGUGGAAUUCGGAAAUCGUGUUAACUCAGUAAUCUGGUUACUCAGGAUUCCAGGUACCUCUGUAACUCAUCUAUCCCGCUAAUCUGACUAAAUCAGUAACUCUGCUAAUCUGCAUACAGAGAAUGAAGCCCUGUUCAGUGAAUAUCCAAAUGUUUGCUGUUUGAACUCUUUAAUUUCAGGUUAUUAUCUCACUGUCUCAGUAGCUGUAUUUUGUGCUGUAGACAGUAUAUUCAGUAUUAAAUACAUAAAGUUUAUUCUGAUUCAUGUGGCUCAGGUGCAGAAUCUGAAUCUGAUACAAGACCUGACAUGGGCUGCACAAUAACAUCUCUGAAUUUUAGUUAUACCCAUUAAUCUUAUCUUUCCAAACUUCACCAAAAAACAGGGAAAAAACCUAAACUCAGUGGAGAGAAGUUGCAGGUGAAACUAUCCAGAGUGCCAGAGUGGAAUGAAUGGUAGCGUCCAGGGCUUUUUUAAAUCACACUAAACUAAACAACAAUUAACUCAAAAACUAUUCAACUAUAAAGCAGUGUUGAGAUCUAAAGGAUUAAACUCGUGCUGCAGCCUAAAUUAUAACCAACAGACAUGAAUCUGUUUUUGUGGCUCAUGUAAUAUGUUUAUGAAUAUACUGUAAAAACCUUUGUUCAGUAAUGAUCAGUGUUUGAAUGAUCACUACACUCAUUUUCACACCUAAACAGUGAUCAGGGUUUCCCCAUAGUGUCAUUAUUUCAGGAUAAUGAUUUUCCGUUCUGUUGUAAUAGAAUACAUCAAAAACUAUCCAGUUAUUUGUUUGUUUGUUUGUUUGUUUUUUGAACAAUAUUGGAAGUAAACACUGUUGUUACAUAUUUUGUAUUUGAUUUUAAAGAUUAUAUCUGUGGUCACAUUGGUGUUCUGGAUUUUUUGAUCAUGAUGUAAAGUUAUAAAUAAUAAAUUUGAGUGCUGAAUUGGAA